This is a messenger RNA of Lecanosticta acicola, 1722 nucleotides long. Lineage: Eukaryota; Fungi; Ascomycota; Dothideomycetes; Mycosphaerellales; Mycosphaerellaceae. The record is from the annotation of a GenBank genome assembly.
AUGGCCUCCCCAAUGCCGUCAAUGCAACUGACGCCGAUGCUGGGUCAGUAUCUCGUUGCGAUCAAUGGCUUUGUCGGGGCGCAGAAUGAGCAAGCACUGGCCGGAUAUAUGCCCAUCGAGCCUCCAUUCCAUGACCCGACCAUGCAACAGAUCAUAGCGGAGCUGCAGCAGACAUAUCCGCCGGGCCACGAGGAUGCACUGGAGGGCAAGUGCAGCGACGCCCUCACGGUGGCACGAGACGGGAUCGAAGGAAGUCCCAGCUGGUCGCAGUUCACGAGAUUCGUCGUGCAGUACCUCACGUAUAUCCGCGACGUGGGCUUGGACGAGGACCAGUACUACCAGACCUACGAGAUGUUGUAUGAACUGCAGAAGUAUGUCGUCCGGACCGGAAGGGAUGAUUUUCGCGCGAGGAUGCACGGCUAACUAACAUGCUUCUUCAGGCGAGCGAAUAGUGCCCUCACGCACGCGACGCUGGGCAAUCUCAUGCUGCCGAUUGUCGUGGGCUUUGCGAAAGUCAUCUGCAAGCUCGCCAUCUUCAUCGACAAACACCCGGAGAGAUUCGCCCAUCUCAAGCCCAACCGCGGCGGCGGCGAGGAUGACGGUCCAUCGAGCACACUCCCGGAACGAGCUGCCGAGCUCCUUCGAGGUGGUCUGACAACCUGCCUGAACGACCGCUUCUCCUCGAUCGAGGACGGCAGAGUCCAGGGCAAGAAACGGGGCAUCUACCUCAUUGCCAACGUCUGCCUGAAGAUCUUCUUCCAGUGCCGGAAGACCCGCAACGCCUCGAUGAUCUUCACCAACAUCGGCAACCUCUCACCGCCGCUGUCUUCGUAUCCGAGGGCCCAGCGGGUUACAUACCUCUACUAUCUCGGCAGAUUCUGGUUCCAAAACAGCCAUCUCGAUCGUGCGCGGCUUGCACUACAGUCGGCCUACGACGAGUCUCCCGCGGUGCAGCAGUGUUGGCACCAGAGAAGGCUCAUUCUCAUUUUCUUGAUCGCGAGCAACAUCAUUCUAGGACGAUUCCCAUCGGAACCCAUCUUUGAGCGGCGAGAAGCGAAGGGUCUUGCUCAGCACUUUCGUCCAUUGAUGCAGGCUAUCCGCACCGGUAACCUCGCUCUGUUCCGCCAGCAUAUGGAUAUGGACGGGCCGCAUGCGGACUUCUUCUUCUACUACCGCAUCCUGCUCCAGCUGAGAGAUCGCUGUGAGGUCCUCGUCUGGCGCAGUCUGGUGCGCAAGACGUGGAUCCUCUCCGGCACGCGCUACACCUCCGGAGGCCAGCCGCCCCUCGUCGAUAUUAAGAAUCUCGUUGGCAUCUUCGGGCUCCUAGAAGGACGCGCUGCCAAGCACGCAGAAGUCGCCUGGGUCGAUCCGGACUUUGCAGGCGUCGAAUUCGACGGACCAACCCCCGAUCCCAACGCCAUCACACCGCUCAAGAUGGAAUCGAUCCUAUCCUCGCUCGUCACGCAAGGAUUCCUACAGGGCUUCAUUGCACAUCGACAGGCCAAGUUUGUUUUUACGCGCGUGAAACAGGCGGGAGGGGAUGUGCUUGCGGCUGGAUUUCCGACGCCCUGGAAGACUAUCGAGCGCAAGAUUGCCCAGAGUGGGUUCGCGGAUGAGGUUCCUGGUUGGAAGCAGGGCGCGCCUGGGAGUAUGGCGGCUGGUGGUGGUGGUGGUGGGAUGGUGAUUAAUAUGAGUGGUGCGAGGCCGGUCGGGGCGACUUGA